Molecule: messenger RNA, 5193 nt
Organism: Schistocerca serialis cubense
Lineage: Eukaryota; Metazoa; Arthropoda; Insecta; Orthoptera; Acrididae
Gene: wus
Product: dnaJ homolog subfamily C member 22
Exons: 5
Coding region: 136-1200 (354 amino acids)
Biological process (GO): endocytosis
Cellular component (GO): plasma membrane; early endosome
Source: RefSeq, a predicted model, not a curated record
UGGGCCAUGUGGCGUAAGGCCGGAGUACCGUAAGCGCGACCGGUGAAUGUGUGUCAACGAAACAGUUGUGAAUGCUGUGGGUUUUGUAAGAGUAGGUAACCUAUUUUAUUUUCGCGACCAACGAGAAGAGAAGAAAUGGCGAAGAAGAGUGUGUUUUUAACAUAUCUAUUAUGGUUAGUUGGUGGUGUCUUUGGUUUGCAUCACUUGUACUUAGGAAGAGAUUUACAGGCUUUUCUGUGGUGUUGUACCCUCGGUGGAUAUGUUGGAUGUGGUUGGCUGCGAGAUAUAUUUUUUAUCCCGGAAUAUGUGGCAGAUGCAAAUGAAGAUGAGAAGUUUAUGGAAAAGUACGUCGAAAAAAUCAGGAAACAUAAUACACCUCCAUUCUCACUGACGAGGUACACAGGAAUGAUAAUUGUGGCCUACGUAUUUACCUCUGUUUUGAUGUUAGCCAUACCAGCAGAAGAAGUUGGUGGUAUUGACUGGAACUGGUUGGUUGUCUUCGUGCCUCUUGCAUGUGCCUUAGGUGUUUGGGCUGUGGGUAAUAUUGGGCGACAGAAAGGAACAAUAUGGUGGGCACUAGCCGCAGCCUUUGCAGUAUAUCCUUUCCGAACAUACUUUCCAGAUGAUUCCACAUGGCUUACUACAAUGACUUUUUUAUCAGCAUCAGCAUUUGAUAAUAAAUCCAAACAAUGGAGGAGGACACACAAGAGGAGGUCUCUUUGCAGCCGGCUGACAGUGUUCACAUUGUGUUUAUCACUGUAUAUGUCAUUGUGGUGUAGCUACAUAUACUUCAAUGCUAAACUCACAGACAGUAAUGGUGAAGAAGUUAGAGUGCAUGAAGCUUUGCAUCAUCUUUUUACAUCUCCACUAUGGACCGACCUAAAACAGUCAUUAAAAGACACAUACAACUUUGCUCAGCAUCAUGGAUGGUAUGAGACAUGGAAAUUGGUUGUUGACUUGUCAGAUCCUCAUGGGGAGCAAAAUGCCUACAAGGUUUUGGAAGUAUCAAGCAGUGCGACACAGGCUGAGAUAACAUCCAGUUGGAGAGCUUUGUCAAGAAAAUACCACCCAGAUAAAGUGAAAGAUCCAGACAAACGACGAGAGGCACAGGAAAAAUUCAUGGAAAUUCAGCAGGCAUAUGAAAUUGUCUCCAGCAUUAGGGCAAAGAGAAGUAGCAGAAACAAAAGAUACAAUCCUUAAUGUUGGAGAACAUGGAUCCCUGUGAGGACUUUCGUUUGUGUGUGUGUGUGUGUUUGUGUGUGUGUGUGCGCGCGCUGUUGUGUUGUGUAGAGUUUUUCGUGGUUUAUUUAUUUUAUAGUGUUUACUAAUGUUUUUACCAAAGCAAUAUAUCUGAGUUCUGUGAUGGGAAAUCAAUUUUAAAAAUAGAUUUAAGUGUCUUUUUGACCCGGUAUUGUUAAUGAUAAGUGUAACUACGAGUUCACCUAGCGUUUUGUGAGAAGAGUUCAGGCUGUAAGGAAUAUUUCUACGUUUUGUGAUCUGUUGAGACAGUGAGUGUCAUGUGAUUAUAAACAUGUGACACACAAAGGAAGUAAUUCAGACAGUGUUUCUUAUUUUUAUAACUGAAAGGUUCUUGAAACCUUUUUUAUAUUGGGCUAUUGUUGAUGUAAAUAAUGGAACAAAGAUAUUUUAUUGAGGUAAAUAAGCGUGUGGAUCAUAAAGCUGCUUCAUUUCUGGUGUAAUCUAUGGCUUUGACUAUAUUGCACACAUAGAAGUUGUAACACCUCCGUUUAUUUCGACCCGACCUGAUCUGAUAGCAGCCCAAUAAUUAUUAUUAAUGUGACCGUGUACCUAACGGGGCUGGCAAUCGGAAUUGACUGCUACGGAGUUGUUACUUUCCAGUUUGUCCUUCUCAAAUGCUGUAAUAAUGAAAUGUCUGGUAACAAGAAGAACACCAACACAGUUUCACUAAUCAAGGACCUAUAUUCGUCUCAAAAAAACACAAAAAGGAGGAGACAGCCACUGCCUUCGUCUUACAUAUCUAAUUGCGGCUAAUCUCAGCACAGGCUUCUUCGUUAUUCGUUAUCGUCACACGCUAAUACAAUCACUGCAAUCCAAGAUGAUGCCGGCGCGGUAGACGCGAAACCAAAAUAUCGGCACAGAAAUAUCACUGAUCGCUCUGGUAAUUAUACUUCUUCACUUUCCCGGUAUUAUUCUAGCACAAAGGGGUUAAACCGCGGCGAUGGCCACUCCCUUUUGUCGGUAAAGCCUUGCAUUACAACAACCGGCCUCCACACAGUUCGGCCCGCAACGUGGGACUCUCUCAACUCACACUCGCUCUCGCAACACGACACAAUCGAUUGUUUGCCCUAUCGACCUGUGCCGAGUGCAAACUUAUAGUAAGGGCCUACGGACCCCUUACAAAGUUACGCUGUUAUUGUUGGUUGAACUCCUUAGAUUGUAUAGUUUUCUUCCUUUUCCAGUGUCUCAGUUAUUCAGGUGAUUAUCUACAGAGAGAUUAAUUGAAAAUUUCAUUUUAUCUGCAAUUCUGCUGACAGCAGCAAAUGGGUGAACCUCAUACUUUCAGGAUUAAAGGUGCCUUUUCAAAAUAUCAAGAAAUAAAGUGAAAUUGACAGCUUUCUAUGAAGCCAUGUCCAAGUCCAUCUGCAUAAUAAUGAAACGGAUGUGAGAGGUCAUCGCAACGUAAUAUGAUAUAUGAACAAAAGGAGAUGAAUACCUGUAGAAAUUGUGAAGUACUUACUUUAGUGGUUGGUGCAGCUACUUCCACUUUAUUUUUCAAAUAAUAAUUACUGUUUAAUGAUUGUGAGCUUUGCCUAAAUUAGUUGUAGAAAGGUGUGUUAUUUAGUAUCACAUUUGUAUGCGUCACUAAAAUUUAGUGAAACACAGGUGUCUGUAAGUAGCUCUGUUCUGUUGACUUCUACACUCCGACAAAAGAAAUAGUCCUGUGAUGGGAAAAGCCACUUACAACACUCUUAUACGGAAAAUUGUGCUUAUAGUUUACACAUCAUAAAUGUGCCUACAUUCCACGACUGUCGAAUAAUGUAACCCUUUUUACAGAACUUGACCAUGAUGUAUGACUAAUGGAUAUGGAAGUCAGACUAUUAGUUCCUUUUCCUAAGAGUUUCCUAGGUGUUAGAAAAAAACACUUUAAAAAUGGAAUAAUACUGAAUCUAGAACCUAUCUGUAGCAAGUUCAUUAAGUGGUUUGUCUAAUGGAUUUACAGUAGCCAGCCUAUCUCAGAAAAGAAAUGGUUAAGUUUAGGAAAAGCAGAAGAAGUAAAUUUGGCCUAACUUAACUUCACAAAUAAAUAUAAUUUUUCUGGAUAUGGUUUUGAGAAAGACACAGGAAUCUCUUAGCUACUACACCCACAUACAUAUAUAGUUUUCAUCUUAGAAAGGCCACAAAUUUUCAAUUGUCACUACGUGCUAAAAAAGAACUGGCCAGUGGAUACUUCUGUGUUUGCGUUUUGUGUAACAAAAAAAUUAAAAACCUAACUAUUCUAAUAGCACAAUACACACAUUUAAAUUUGUUAAGACAUGUGGUUCAUAUCUUUAUCCUAGCAUAUUAUCUGUCAAUAGAAAAAGGUAGGGUGUGAUCACUCUAUAUGGUCAUUCAGUAUUUUCAUGCAAUGGUACUCAAUUUUCUUUUUAUAACUCUUUGUACCUUACUGAAUUUCAGUUAUAACUGAAAGAAAUUUAUCUUUACUUCACUGAAAGCUUAAUCUUGCAAAACUUCAGUAUUUAUGCUUGACAAGUUAAUCUUUUUAGCAAAACUUAUUUAAUCACUUUCACUUUACUUACUACCACAAAGAGAGUAAAAAUAUUAAAAUCGUUAAAUUCGUGUGAAAACAUUUACUUAAGUGCUUCAGCAAAAUUUCACCUCAGUAUUUCUACUACUUAAAUCAUACAGUACUGUUAUGUGUGCCGUAAAAAUUAGUUCACAACAAUUAGUUACAGACAUUUAUUCAGAUAUGAAAAUUAGUGCUUGCAGAUACUGAAUGAAGUACUUCAAAUGUUUUUAUAACAGAUUUACUCGGAAUAAUCGAACACCAGGAAAGGACCCUAUAUAGGUCAGUAAUUAAGAAUAAAAUAACAGGAUGAACAAAAUUUUGUGAUCAACACAAUAAUUAUUUAAAAAAAUUAAUUUUGAGUUAAUGGUUCACACUUCUAUAAUUCUAAUUAUACAUUUCUUAACCUGUUGGGCAUGGCAGAUAGUAAUGGUGGAUACUACCCAUGGUAUGGCAUACACGUUUCUUGAAGUUCUUCUUGGCAUCUUUUAAAGUCCAUAACUUAGCCUAAAACCUACAUCAAAGCUUUAAUAAUUCAGCAGUUGUGAUCAGGGACAGUUGUGCAACAAUUUCCAGGCAAGGCAUCGCCUGCUUAGCCCUCUUACACUUCAGCCUACAAACUGUGCCCUCUCAUUCCUGCUUUUUGUGUAGGUAGUGCUUCAAAAGCCCAAGCCACCUUUUACACUUCUCACAGUGACUUCCAGGCAGUACAAGAGCUCAACAUCUUUUACAUACCACAUAUCCUACACAUUGUCCCUAAGCGUGUACCAUUUUAUACAAAUGACAACUUGCACAAAUACAUGAAAUUACAUACACAAACAUUUUCAGUUCAUUAAUUCAUGACAAAAUAUUAUUUAGUAACUGACAAAAUAUUAUUUAGUAACUUACACAUUUCACGUAUUUCUUUACAUAAGUUACAAACACACUUUAACAAAGCACUCUAACAUCACAUAUAUCACAUCUUCCAUAUAGUCUUUGCAUAUCACAAUUAUAUUAUGCCAAACUCUGAAAACAAAAAUUUUUUUAUGAAUUAGGUGACUGAUAGCACAAUAAUGUUACGAACUGUUUGUAUGUUAUUGUAUUACUCCGUCCUUCUCGUCAUGUUUGAACAUAGUAUAUCUAAGUUUUCAUGUGCAAUACAAAAAUAUCUCUUGCUCAGUAAUGAAUGGAAGCUUAAAAUACUGUCUAAAACAUGUUCCUGAUCCAUAGGAUUAGUGUUAGAACUUUGUUAAAAAUAUCAAGUGUUACAUGUUUGCUUUUUAAAUGAAAGUACCAGUUCAUUCUGAGUACAGUAAUUAAACAUUCCUACAUUCGCUAAUGAUAUUCUAAAUUAGUCUCUAGCACUUGUUUUGUAAGUUGCACAGCACUUCAAUAUGUUCAUUGGCUCAAAGAUUUUUAUACACAAAAUAAUUUCUUAUAUGUAUACU